CGCUUAACAACUAGCUACCAGAGCACACCGGUCAGAAAGACCGCUCAUCACCAUCAUGCCUGGUGUUCGUAAGUCCAGAGCACCAUCUUCAAACGCGCCAUAGCCCCAGACGCGGUCGACAAUGUCAAGCGGCUGUUGAAGGGCAUGUUCAGGCGCGGAAAGAAGAGCAAACAAGAGACCCCCGCCGACAGCACCUCUGCAGCCCCGUCUACCGCUCAGGCCCCGGCGAAGCCAGAUGCGCCUGCUGCACCUCAACAACCAGCCUCGCCGGCAACACCAGCCAGCCCACCGUCUGCCACGACCGCUGCGCCAGACACAAAUAAGCAGCUACCUUCGCAGCCGGCAGCUCCAGCAGCUCCGGUGGCUCCAGCAGCUCCGGCGGCUCCAGCAGCCAACGCCGCGGCCGCAGCACCAGCUGCUGCAUCGUCGACUUCUGGUCCCGCGGCUUCGGCAACUGCACCAGCUGCGGAGUCUGCUCCCAUUCCACCUCCAAAGACGGACGGCGCUGCAGAUCAAUCCCAAGUCGCAGACACUACCAAUGUUGAGCAAAAGGCGAGCCCACCACAAGCAGAUGCAGAGAAGAGCGUGACCGAUACCGCUGCCAUUCCACCGCCAACUCCAGUCACCGCAGUAGAGAAUACACCUCCAACAGCAGCCCCAGUGGCACCAACCGCGCAGUCGGAGACUAAAGAGCCAGCGCCGACGCCGAAGCCUGGUGCAGACGUCGAAAAGUUGCCUGUGCUUGCAGAACCUCCUGUCGUGCAGCCUACACAAAGCGCGCCAGGCAUGUCUGCGACUUCCGGACCGCUCGAGGACUUUCCAGAGGGUACGAAGUAGACGUUCUGGCUCAUGGCGUUCGGGUUCACGUUCGAGUCUUUUAGGCUCUUAGCGAUUGCAAUUUGUACAUAUUGCGGCACGGCAAUGCCACAAUCUGGGUCUCAUCACCGGGACCUGUCUGCUGGCAUUGCGGAAUAGUUCAAAUCGGCGGCUAGUGAGUACGGCAGAAUCAUUUGUGGCCUGUUGGGCCGCCCACUUUAUACCCUUUGUGAGUUGUUGUAUGCAAACCUGACCAGAUCACCAAUGUUCUACGUGUAGUCUCAGAGCCGAUGCUGGCUCAUCUGUGGUCUGAUCGCCUCUUUCGCAAGCGCAGUUACAUCGGCGGUAAGAGGAAAUUGCAGCCGCGAUCAGAAGCCACAGCUCAGAUGUAAACAGAGUGCGACUGUGAAGAAUUCGAGCAUUUACAGGCGUGGCAUUGAAGGAAGGGCUUGUUGCUAAAGAUGGACAAUGGGCUGUUUGUCGUUCGUAUACACAUUUGACCACCUUGCGAAUUGCAUGAAGUCGGCC
Molecule: messenger RNA, 1344 nt
Organism: Cercospora beticola
Lineage: Eukaryota; Fungi; Ascomycota; Dothideomycetes; Mycosphaerellales; Mycosphaerellaceae
Source: RefSeq, a predicted model, not a curated record